Messenger RNA from Numida meleagris (helmeted guineafowl), 1339 nucleotides. It is a transcript of the gene COMMD8, whose product is annotated as COMM domain containing 8. NCBI's taxonomy places the organism in Eukaryota, Metazoa, Chordata, Aves, Galliformes, Numididae. The record is from RefSeq and is a predicted model, not a curated record. The transcript has 5 exons. Bases 106 to 636 code for a protein of 176 amino acids.
CGGACUCCUGCGCGGAACGGCGGGCCUUGCCUGCGUGCGUGUGCGCACGCGCGGCGCCGCUGGACGGGGAGCGGUUGCAGGAGGGCGCCGGGGGGACAGCCGGAAAUGCUGCAGCUGCUGGAGAAGCUGCCGCCGGGACGGGCUUUGGAGUUCCUUCAUAACAUAAUUGAUGGCAUAUGUGGCCGUGGGUAUCCUCGGUACCAGGAUUACAGCAGUGUUUGGAGCUUGGAGGAGUGGAUGGAGGUUUUGGAAGAAACAAGGAUGUAUUUCAAAACUGCAGUUGGCAAAAACAUAACUGAUGAAGAGGCUAUUCAGCAGAUGAAUGAGUUAAAUGCAAACUAUCAAGAAGCAAUCAUAAAAUGUCUAAAAGGCAGAAAGGAAGAAAUCAGGAAUGCGCUCAUAGAAGCAGUAAAUGCGAUUUCAUCUGCCCAGCUGCAGGAUUUUGACUGGCAAUUAAAGCUUGCUCUGUCCAGUGAUAAGAUCUCCAUGCUGCAAAUGCCACUUCUGAAUCUUGAUUUGGAUGUGAGAGAAAAUGGUGAAAUUAAACCGAUUUCUAUAGAAAUGAAUAAGGAAGAGCUGCAGAGCCUAAUAAAUGCGCUGGAGGCUGCUAAUAAGGUUGUCUUGCAGCUGAAAUGAUGGAAUUCAGAUCACUGAUAAGGGCUGCUGGUGAUGGUUCCCCACUGAACUGAAAAAAGUAAUAGAAACAUUAUCUGCAAAGUCAAAAGAUGUUGAUGUUCCGAAGUACUGGACUGAGAAGGCAGUUAUGACUAGUGACCAAAUAAACUAUUGAUCCUUUUAUGAAAACAAAAUAUUUAUCUGUUAGAACAAAAAUAUCAAAAUUUGGAUUUUAGUACUAAAGAUUUUUAGAACAAUGAAAAACUAAAAUGUAUGAUGUGCCAUAUUUGUUCUCGUUAGAUUUUGGGAGUGACUGUGCAGGUGCCUAAUAAAACUAGGGAGUCUUAAUUGCAUAAUGUGUUAUCUAUAUCUAUGGUGCCAUGAUAAUGAAGAACAUGACAGCCGAUUUGUAGCAUUAAUGUAUUUAUACUUGUAAAUAGUAAAUAAACUGUAUCUGUGAAUUGUUGCAAUAAAUUUUUUCCUGAUGUAUUAGUUACAAAACUCAGAUUUCUUUAGAUGCUGGGAAAAGAUCAGUUCUACAACCAAAAGAAGUAUAGAAUCAUGGAAUGGUUGAGAUUGGAAGGGACGUCUGGAGGUAAUCUUGUCCAGCCUUCGUGCUCAAGGAGUUAGUGAUUGAGUUUUUGAAUACCAAUUGUUCAAAAAUGAAUUAAAGUAUUUGGAAUAGUUUUGCAUUUUCUCAACAAUAAAAGGCCAGAAAACAGAA